UACUCGAAUUAUAACUACCUAUCUAUUUAUCAACUUUUUAGCCUACAACAUCGACUAUUUGCAUAAAUUUUACAUGUUAGAGCCUAACAAUAACAUCGCAGGCCAGAAUCAAACGGAAGAGCACGAGUUUAAGUUUGACCUCAUCAACACACCAUGGGGCCAACGAUCUACAAAGAGCAGAGUUUUUAUUGUCACUCUACUUGUAGUCAUUUUUGUUGCCAUCAUGGCCUGCGUAGUUAAUGGUCUGGUGAUGCACUACCGAGGGUUCAAUCAGUUCAACCAGGCCAGUAAGAACAUUAGACGAAGCUGCCAUCUGGUGAAAGCAGACGCGUACCCUUAUGUUGCGAGAAUACAGUCGAUAGCUACGCAAGAAGUGGUCUGUGUUGGAGCCGUGGUGGCUAAGAACUUGGUGCUUGCAAGCAAGUUCUGCUUGGCGCGAGGAGCUAUCCGCAUACUCGUUGGAAGUUUCAGCGACCCGUUAUGUCGAAAAGGUUUUUCUGUUGGCCUGACAGAAAGCAUUGAUAUCCAGAAAGACAAACUGGUCUUCCUCACGUCUUUCGAAGACAUGUCAGCGUGUGCGGUCGUGAUGCCUGUGGGCACAAAGCUGAACGUCGAGGCUCGGAGUUUUGUUAUAGGAAAACCUUUCCACGGUACAAAAUAUUUGACCCACCAUCCGGUGAAGGUAAUACCUGACAACAAGACCGGUACAAUACAAGAAGAAGAAUCGAUCAUUAGUGUCCAAGAAUUAACCAAAUGCCCAGUUCAGGCGAGUGACCUGCUGACCCAAGACGGCAGCUUGUACGGUAUAGCUCUCGAUCGUGACGAGAACACACCAAGCACGGGUAAUUACCCGUUUCUAAACUUAAAACAAGUCCUGGAAAUGCUGGAGAGUAAGGCUGAAACCGUCCAAUAAAAUACUUGCACAAG
Messenger RNA from Plutella xylostella (diamondback moth), 927 nucleotides. RefSeq lists its product as uncharacterized. The record is from RefSeq and is a predicted model, not a curated record. NCBI's taxonomy places the organism in Eukaryota, Metazoa, Arthropoda, Insecta, Lepidoptera, Plutellidae.